AUGGCAACUAGUGGGCAAAGUGAGGCUGUGAGACGGGAAGUUGGACAGCAUUUUGUGGUGGGGUUCCAUGGGUUUGAAGUGGAUGAGAACAUCAAGACGCUGAUCGCAAAGUAUCUUGUUGGUAAUGUUAUCUUGAUGAGGCGGAAUGUUCAAAGCACGAAACAGACUCAAGAGCUCAUCCGCACUCUCCAGCAGCUCGCAAAGGCCGCAGGACACGAGAGGCCGCUGCUUGUGGGCAUUGAUCAGGAGAACGGUCUGGUGUCGGCGUUCAGCUCUCCCAGUGCUGGGACCCAGUUUCCAGGAGCGAUGGCACUCGCUGCCACGGACUCGGUGGACUUGACAGAGAGGGUAUCAGCAGCGUCGGCAAGGGAACUGAAGAUGGUCGGGAUAAACUGGGUCUAUAGCCCCGUCGCGGAUGUGAACACGGAUUCAAGGAAUGCUGUCAUUGGUGUACGAUCUUUCGGCGAUGAUCCAAAGAAAGUUGCAGAGUUUGCAUCUGGGGCCGCCCGAGGAAUCGUCUCAGAACGAGUAGCGCCCACCGCGAAGCAUUUCCCCGGGCACGGCGAUACACACGUUGACUCGCAUCUUUCCCUGCCAGUGAUUGCAAAGACAAAAGCUCAGCUCGCCCAGGAAGAACUCGUGCCCUUCAAGGCGCUGAUCGACGCUGAGGUUCCCUGUGUCAUGACUGGACACAUGGCGCUCCCGUUGAUAACAGGCAAUGAUACACCAUGUUCUCUGUCAAAAGAUAUCACGGCGUCACUUCUGAGAGAGGAGCUGAGAUUCAGCGGAGUAGUGGUCACGGAUUGCCUGGAAAUGGACGCCAUCGCUGAGCCCGAGCAGGGCGGAUGCGGAGUUGAAGAAGGUGCGCUGAGAGCUCUGAAGGCCAGGGCGGACAUCGCGAUGAUCUGUCAUACAUUCGAGAAGCAGAAAGGUGCGGUCGAGAGGGUGUAUAGGGCGCUUGAGCAGGGUGAGGUUCAACUGGAAGCACUGAAGGAAAGUGGGGUAAGAAUUGCCGCGAUGAAGGACGCGUUUACGGCAGGAUGGGAUGAAGAGGCCACGUACUCCGACAUCCACGCAAGCCACCUGGAACUCGCCCGCAACGCGUAUUCAAAGAGCACGACGGUGGUAUGGAAUGCAGGAAAUGUUUUGCCGUUGAAGAUGCUCGAUCAACGGCUACUGUUGCUGACACCUGCGAUGGAGUCGGUAAACAGGGCGGUUGAUUCAGGCGACGGGAUUUUGAGAGGGCCGAAUGGUGUGGUGCGGAACACUGCGGGCCCUUCGUAUUUGGCGCUGGCAAAGAUGUUUGAGGAAAGAGUGAAGACCACGCAUGUCGUCUAUGGAGAGAAUGAUGCGGUCCCGACGCUGGACAGCGUUGGAGGAGUUGUUUUCGUGAUGAGGAAUGGAGAUCUUCGACGGUGGCAGCUCGAGUAUCUGGAACACUUGAGUCCGAGCGUUCCGCUAGUGCUGGUUUCGAGCUGCGGGCCAUACGACCUUGCAGAUGUGCGUAGCGAGUAUGAGGGCUGGACGGCGUAUGUGCAGACAUUCGAGUUCACGGCGGCAGCGUUUGAGGGUCUGGUGUCGAGAAUCUUAUCUGAUACUUGA
Messenger RNA from Cyclocybe aegerita, 1602 nucleotides. Lineage: Eukaryota; Fungi; Basidiomycota; Agaricomycetes; Agaricales; Hemipholiotaceae. The record is from the annotation of a GenBank genome assembly.